UUACGUUUUUUCUUUUUCUGUAUCCUUAUGAUUAUUUUGGAUUAUUAUUAUAUAUAAAAUAAACCUUGUAUUCUUUUCUAUAUACAUAUAAGUUCAGAGAAUCUCAGUGCUGAUCACUGAUCAUGGAUGGUUUCUCGAUAUAAUUGAGGGACAACCCUUUUGAGAAUUCUGGGGUUCGGGAUUUUCCCAGAUGGGAAUUACUGGAGAAUUAUUCAAGGGUGUCUUCUCUAGAAAUCGCUCUGUCGGGUCUCAUGAGAUCAACAGUGAGAGAAGCAAUUUGGUGGAGAAGAGAAGGUGGAGCUCUGUGAGAUCAUAUCUGUGUGGAGAUGAAUUUAAUUCAGUUCUAGCAGAGGAGGAUUCAGCUUCUAUUAAGAGCUCUGAGGCUACUGUUACACAGCCUGCACCAGAAGAGUUGGUGGAAGAAGGAAACAUCCUAAGGGAAGAAACAAAUGAUUACAAGAAAGAUGAACAGCCAAAAUCAAUUUCUAAAUUAUUUAGGGAAGAUGAUGCUGCAAUCAUUAUUCAGUCAGCAUUUAGAGACUUUCUGGCAAGGCGCCGGGUUUCAAUCAACGAGAUCCCGACAAAGGAUGAAGAGCAGGAGGCUCUUGCUGGGACAGAAAGUCUUGGUAGGGAGUCUCUGGACACAUCAAUAGAAGCUCAAGCUGGUAAUUCCGUGAAAACUUUCUCUAUUCCAGAAGAAAGCAUUACCGCACAUAACUGGCUGCAGCAAAAGUCCAGAGCUCAUAUUUUGAAGAUAAAGAAAGACUGGGAUGAUAGCACAGUGAGUAGCAACAUUUCAAAGAUGAGAAUUCGGAGCAGGCUAGAAGCAACAACCAGGCGGGAAAGAGCCCUCGCUUAUGCCUUCUCACAACAGCUAAGAAUCUGUUCGAAGAAAAGGCAAACGAGGAACGAGAGUGAGCCUAACAUGGGCUGGAGCUGGCUAGAGCGUUGGAUGGCAACUCGAAUUCCAGAUAAUUCUUCAGUUGAAAACAGCAUAAACAAUCAGAUAGAACCAAUUAAAAGUGAUGCAAGAUAUCUUGUCAGGAAGAGACUUUCUGAUGUUGCAGGGGAAGAAAAGGAGAGUUGUGGAUCUAACGAGGUAUCUGUCCAGUUUGAUAGCAUGUCGAUAACUGCAUCAAACGAGAAAUAUGGAUGCAGACUGGCUAAUAACAGGCUUAAGGCUCCAAGAAAUAUAUCAAGACGAAAGACGGUACCAAGUUAUCAGCUCAGGAAAGAGUCCAUUGUUAAGCUAGAAUAUUUCAAUUAUAGAUCUCCACUGCGGCAGGCAAGUAAGAAAGAUCUAACAAGGGAGACAGGAAAAGUAAAAAAUUUCAAGCGCACCAAACUGGGAGACAAGAGAGAAACCAAAUGCAGAGAUGAUGCUACAUAAUAUUUUACCCGCUUCCACUAUCAGCUGGACCAUGGAUCCAACAACAAUCAGUAUGUAAAUCCGAGAUGAAAUGUUAACAAAUAAGUUCCACCUUUACCACAUAUUUUAGUACUUGUUGCUAGGCGUGUGUAAAAUCUUCCAUUGAAUCCCAGUGUAAAUUUUACAAACAAAAAAUAAUAAUAAUUUGAUUUCAUCGAA
This is a messenger RNA of Carica papaya (papaya), 1588 nucleotides long. RefSeq names its product IQ-domain 33 (gene IQD33). Gene Ontology annotation, molecular function: protein binding. NCBI's taxonomy places the organism in Eukaryota, Viridiplantae, Streptophyta, Magnoliopsida, Brassicales, Caricaceae. The record is from RefSeq and is a predicted model, not a curated record.